Messenger RNA from Lachancea thermotolerans CBS 6340, 594 nucleotides. RefSeq names its product Yar1p (gene YAR1). Gene Ontology annotation, molecular function: protein binding. The record is from RefSeq and is a predicted model, not a curated record. Lineage: Eukaryota; Fungi; Ascomycota; Saccharomycetes; Saccharomycetales; Saccharomycetaceae. Bases 1 to 594 code for a protein of 197 amino acids. The transcript has a single exon.
AUGAGCUUACAUUCCGACCCGCUGGAUCAAGAAGACCAGGACGCUAUUAUCCUAGACGCAAGAUGCGGAGAUCUUGAAUCGUUAAAGGACAUCUUCACAAAUUUGGUAGACCCAAAACUUAUUGUUACAUGCCGCGACGCUGUGACACAGUCCACUCCCCUGCAUAUGGCUGCCGCAAAUGGCCACAAAGAGGUGAUGCAGUACCUUGCGUCCCUUGUGACUGAUGGCGCUGAGCUCAAAAAGUGGGUGAACUCGCAAAACGAAACGGGCAACACAGCCUUGCACUGGGCUUCACUGAACGGGAGCUUGGAAUGCGUAAAGUUUCUAUGUGAGGAGCUUGGCGCAGACCCAUUCAUCAGAAACAAUUUCGAUCAUGACGCGAUCUUUGAAGCCGAGCGUGGUAACAAAGAAGAGGUUGAAAACUUCUAUCCACAGAAAUACGACGUUGAGCCAGAAAACGAUGAGACUGCUCAAGCGGAAAGCGUUGAGAUCAAGGAGGGUACUGAGAUCGAGCAGGUUACAAAGGAAGCUACAGAGGCGCUUAGACUUGAGACGGACAAGCUUAGCCUGAGCGAAGACAGGGGGCAAAGCUAA